Messenger RNA from Mesoplodon densirostris (Blainville's beaked whale), 573 nucleotides. RefSeq names its product SEBOX homeobox (gene SEBOX). The transcript is spliced from 3 exons. Gene Ontology annotation, molecular function: DNA binding. The record is from RefSeq and is a predicted model, not a curated record. NCBI's taxonomy places the organism in Eukaryota, Metazoa, Chordata, Mammalia, Artiodactyla, Ziphiidae. Bases 1 to 573 code for a protein of 190 amino acids.
AUGGCCAGCCCAGUGGAUGCGUCCCCUGCAGGCCAUGCCAGUGGGUUGGGUCCCCACCGGAGAAAGAGGACUACCUUCAGCAGAGGACAGCUGCUGGAGUUGGAGCGGGUGUUUGCAGCACGGCCUUACCCCGACAUCGGCACCCGUGAGCACCUGGCCCGGGUCACCUGCCUUCCUGAGGCUAAGAUACAGGUGUGGUUCCAGAACCGCAGAGCCAAGAGAAUCAAGAAUAGGAAGCCAGGAGGCCUAAGUCCCAGGCCCGAGCCUCUCCAGAGAUCCCUUUCUCUUCCGGACACCAUCCAGCAGUCCUGGGAGCCCCGCACCCUUAGCCAGCCUCCACCUUCCAACAGCACAGCUCAGUGUGCCUCUGUGUGUCGACAUGCCUCCUGUCCAGCUCCUGGCUUGGGUUCAGGGCAGGGCUGGGUAGGGGCUAAAGCUACAGCCCCGUGGGGACCAGCUGGGGCUUCCGGGGUCCACGUCUCUUCAGAGCGAGCUACUCCCCAGACCUCACUGGGCAGCCUGUCUGACCUCAUCUAUGCCUCGGCCAUUGUCACCAACCUGGACCACUCCUAA